Salvia splendens (bonfire salvia) is the source of this 883-nucleotide messenger RNA. RefSeq lists its product as uncharacterized. The record is from RefSeq and is a predicted model, not a curated record. NCBI's taxonomy places the organism in Eukaryota, Viridiplantae, Streptophyta, Magnoliopsida, Lamiales, Lamiaceae. The transcript has 2 exons. Gene Ontology annotation, molecular function: nucleic acid binding; zinc ion binding. Bases 413 to 769 code for a protein of 118 amino acids.
GAUUGGAAGAUGCAUUUGGGCCGAAAAUCAGAAAGAAGUUGAGAAGACAAAGGAGAAGAUUGGAGAAUGCAUGGUGAGGGAGGCCGGGGAGUGGAUUUAUUAAGUCAAUACCAAGUGGAAUGAGCAAUUUUUUGUGGAUCUGCGGGACCAGACAUGCAACUGCAGACGAUGGAUGUUGACGUGAUUACUGUGUCAACAUGCCAUUGCCGCGAUUGAGAUGACUUCAGAGAAUGUUGACAACUUUGUUGCAAAGGAAACCUUCCAGCGGGCGUAUGAGGCUAUCAUCUACCCGGUCCAAGGACCGUAGCUAUGGACGAAGACGGCCCACUCGGACGCUGUUCCACCCGAGAUGACCAAGCUGCCGGAACGUCCGAAGGGAGCGAGACAAAUGAGCGUGUAAGAGGCACGAGAAAUGACCAAAGAGAAAGCUCGGGCAACCCAGAUACUGCAAGUUAGGGAUGACAUUGAUGGAGGACAAAAGAUAUCACGGAAAGGGUUGAUGAUGGAUUACAAAUGUCAUCUUUGUGGUGUAGUCGGUCACAACAGAAGAAGAUGCCCCGAACGUCUGCCAGCAGCUCCGAGCAGCCUAAAACGCAUGAAAGGUAAGAAGUGGCAGCGAGGCGAAGAGAAACAAAAAUGCACAUUGUGUCAUCAACCUGGUAACAAUAGGGUACGGUGCCAAACUGUUGUUGCAGAUAUGUUUGUGGAUCAGGUCUCCUCGGUUGUGGGUGAUAGCCAAGCUACUUCAUCAACUGCGAAGAAGAAGUAAAAAUGUUGUGAUGUGUUUCUUUAUACAAAACAAUUGUGUUACCCCCUCAAAAUUCUUGUGUUACCACCUGACUUUGGUUGAUUUUGGUUGUUUUUUGUUUUUAGUGCCUGCUUA